AUGUCGGACGCAGCCAACGUCGAAGUCGCCAAAGAGGCUCUUGAAGCUCUCUCAAUUGGUGAGAAGAGCUCUCCGAGCAACCAGGAAGAGAAGUCGCCACGCAAGCCGCGCAUUCCAACUGCCGAGCGCAUCCGUCUCUGGGAGGAGGAACAGAAAGCGAAGCGAGUGCUCUCCACUGGACUUCAAGGAAAAGUCAAAUGGUACUCGGUGCUUCGUCGCUACGGCUUCAUUUCUCGCAACGACGGAGAGAAGGACGUCUUUGUUCACCAGACCGCCAUUGCCAAGUCAAACACCGAGAAGUUCUACCUCCGCACGCUCGCCGACGAGGAAGACAUCGUUUUCGAUCUCGUUGAAGGAAAGAAUGGCCCAGAAGCUGCCAACGUCACCGGCCCAGACGGAGGAAACGUUGCAGGAUCAAGAUACCGCCACAAGCUGCUAUCUCGUUUCCGUAGAAACCGCAAGCCAAGAACAUCCGUCGACGGAGAGGAAUCGAACAACGCGGAAGCCAAACCUGAGGAAGCAAAGGUGUCGACUGAGAAGGACAGAAAGAAGAAGCCAAGAAAGCAACGCAAGAACAGAAACCGCAAGUCAAAAGCCGAGAAGGAAACUGGCGAUGCAGCUGAUUCUUCUGCCGUCACCGAGUCUUCAGGAUCUGCUGUUGGCUCUCCGGAUUCCAAAGCAUGCUCCAAGAUUGUCGAUGAAGAGACUGUCCUCUCGAAGAUUGACCACCUCGGAGACGCCGGACUCGGAGCCCAACAAAUUGAUGCCGAAAUCUAA
Caenorhabditis briggsae is the source of this 777-nucleotide messenger RNA. The coding region runs from base 1 to 777 and encodes 258 amino acids. Gene Ontology annotation, molecular function: nucleic acid binding. The record is from RefSeq and is a predicted model, not a curated record. Gene Ontology annotation, cellular component: nucleus. The transcript is spliced from 3 exons. Gene Ontology annotation, biological process: regulation of gene expression. NCBI's taxonomy places the organism in Eukaryota, Metazoa, Nematoda, Chromadorea, Rhabditida, Rhabditidae.